GAGCGCGGAUGAGCUCGAUAAGGGGGGGCGCAGCUGCGGCGGAGCGCGCGGACGCCGACUGGGCGUCCACUGCCUCCGCUCCCCGCCUUCUUUCCUCGGCUCCCCGCUCCUUCCCGCAGCCGCCCGAGACCUCCCGGGGAGACUCAGGUGGUGAGUACUUACUCUGCUGGGAAGUAGAAGAGUACUUCUAGCGUAAAAAGAAAAAUAUGCCUCCCAAGUUCAAGCGCCACCUAAACGAUGAUGAUGUCACUGGUUCUGUGAAAAGUGAAAGGAGAAAUCUUUUGGAAGAUGAUUCAGAUGAAGAAGAGGACUUUUUUCUAAGGGGACCAUCUGGACCAAGAUUUGGACCUAGAAAUGACAAAAUUAAGCAUGUUCAGAAUCAGGUGGAUGAAGUUAUUGAUGUCAUGCAAGAAAAUAUUACAAAGGUAAUUGAAAGAGGGGAGAGACUAGAUGAACUACAGGACAAAUCAGAAAGCUUAUCGGAUAACGCAACUGCUUUUAUCGAAAAAAGUCAGGAUUAAUAUUAAUAUCUUUCUUAUGCUUUUUGUGUGUUGUAGAUAAAAGCCAUCAUGGCGUUGGUUGUUGUCAUCCUUUUGUUGGUGAUCAUCAUACUUACAGUUGUGAAAUACCGCACUUGAUUUGAUGAGAGAGAUCUUCAUUAAACAAAAUCUGGGACAAUAAUAAUAAUAAUAAUAAAAGAUUGCUGCAUAAUUUAAAUGAAACCCAUGUAUAUAACUUUCAAAACUUCUUUUCCAAGAAACUGAGAGGCAAGUAUCACUUCAAACUGGAGCAUUGAGAAUGUCCAUUAUCUUUUUCCCCUUCUAGCAAAAUGAAAAUGUGCUUUUAAUAAUUAUGUUCAAGGCCAAGACAGCCAGCCUGUUUUGCCACAUUCCAAGGAUCUGAUUUGAAACUAGAUAUUUGCUCAUUCACUAUGUGUGUCUGUAGUUCAACACUGAUACGAGACUUCCGACUGCUUCUUCAGUGGCUUAAGGACUUGGACUCUGGCAUUAAGGUGGGGGGUCAGGAAGCCUAUGUAGCUGUUCCAUCAACAUUCGGAAGAUUCUUCUCACAUUACAGUUGCUUUGCAAGCAAUUUCCACGUUUAUGGGUGUAACAAAAGCUAAGUGUUGUAAAUGCUGCUGCCUUCAGCUGUAACUAAAAACAUUCCAGUAAAUCUAUUUUUGACUGUAUACGAGAAUGUGUAGUAAUUUCUUGGUAUUUGAAUUAUGGAAAUGGGAAUUUUAAAUGGUGUGAAAAUAAUAGUAAUAUGGUGCCAUAAAACUGGAGAUAAUAAAAGUAUUGGAGAA
This is a messenger RNA of Myotis lucifugus (little brown bat), 1306 nucleotides long. It is a transcript of the gene VAMP4, whose product is annotated as vesicle associated membrane protein 4. The record is from RefSeq and is a predicted model, not a curated record. Gene Ontology annotation, biological process: vesicle-mediated transport; Golgi ribbon formation. Gene Ontology annotation, cellular component: membrane. Lineage: Eukaryota; Metazoa; Chordata; Mammalia; Chiroptera; Vespertilionidae. The transcript has 8 exons.